AUGCACCGGCGGGGGGUGGGGGCGGGGGCGAUCGCCCGGAGGAAACUGACGGAGGCCAAGUACAAGGAGCGUGGCACGGUCCUGGCUGAGGAUCAGCUGGCGCAGAUGUCGAAGCAGCUGGAGACGUUCCGGACCCACCUGCAGGCCUUUGCCAGCAAGCACAAGCAGGAGAUCCGGCGCAGCCCCGAGUUCCGGCUGCAGUUCCAGCACAUGUGCGCCGCCAUCGGCGUCGACCCGCUGGCCUCUGGGAAGGGCUUCUGGGCCGAGGUGCUCGGGGUCGGAGACUUCUACUACGAGCUGGGGGUGCAGAUCAUCGAGGUGUGCCUGGCACUGCGGCACCGCAACGGAGGGCUGAUCCCGCUGGAGGAGCUGCAGCUGCAGGUGCUCAAGGGCCGCGGCAAAUUCGCGCAGGACGUCAGCGCGGACGACCUGCUGCGCGCCAUCCGGAAGCUGAAGGUGCUGGGCAGCGGCUUCGGGAUCAUCCCCGUGGGGGGGACGGUGCUGGUGCAGUCGGUGCCGGCCGAGCUGAGCAUGGACCACACGGUGGUGCUGCAGCUGGCCGAGAAAAAGGGAUUUGUGACAGUCAGCGAGAUCCGGGACAGCCUCAAGUGGGAGACGGAGAGGGCGAAGCAGGUGCUGGAUCACCUGCUGAAGGAGGGCAUGGCCUGGCUGGACGCGCAGGCUCCGGCCGAGCCGCAGUUCUGGCUCCCCGCGCUCUUCUCGGAGCUGCACGGGCAGGACGGCGCGGCCGGGACCUGAGACCCUCGGAAUCCCGGCUGGAAUAACCCUGGGACACCCGGGAAUGACCCUGGGACCCUCGGAAUCUCGGCUGGAAUAACCCCAGGAUCCGUGGGAAUCCCUCCUGGAACCCUCAGGAAUCCUGGCUGGAAUCCCUUCUGGAAUCCCACCCAGGAUCUUCAGGGAUCUCCCCUUUAAUCCCUCCUGGGAAUCUGGGAAUUCCUCCUCGAGUCCUUCGGAAUCCCGGCUGGAAUUCCCACCC
Melospiza georgiana is the source of this 1000-nucleotide messenger RNA. It is a transcript of the gene SNF8, whose product is annotated as SNF8 subunit of ESCRT-II. The coding region runs from base 1 to 759 and encodes 252 amino acids. Gene Ontology annotation, cellular component: ESCRT II complex. NCBI's taxonomy places the organism in Eukaryota, Metazoa, Chordata, Aves, Passeriformes, Passerellidae. The record is from RefSeq and is a predicted model, not a curated record. Gene Ontology annotation, biological process: protein transport to vacuole involved in ubiquitin-dependent protein catabolic process via the multivesicular body sorting pathway. The transcript is spliced from 8 exons.